GAUCAUGAAGUAGACCCGGCUUAACGCUAAUAUAUGUGUAUUUGGACUGAAUGCAUAAGCAGUUGAUGCUGGAAUGGGUGCAAGUCACUGAUCACUUGUAUUAAUUUCGUACAGGCAGUCAGUACUCUGUUGAAGCUCGGAUCAUAUCCACGCCUUUGGACACCAUGAAAAUCUAUGCCGUAUCGGAUGGACCUCCCUCGUUGGCGGUCCGUAUGGCCCUCAAAGCGCUAGACAUUGCUCACGAACAUGUCCCCGUCGACUACGGCAAGGGAGAGCACAUGACGGAGGACUAUGCCAAGAUGAAUCCACAAAAGGAAAUCCCGGUCUUAGAUGACGAUGGGUUCUUCUUGAGUGAAAGCAAUGCCAUUCUACAGUAUCUAUGCGACAAGUACGCUCCGGACAGUCCCCUGUAUCCUAAGGAUCCCAAGGAGCGUGCCCUGGUCAAUCAUCGCCUUUGCUUCAAUUUGUCGUUUCUGUACCCGCAGAUAUCGGCUUAUGUGAUGGCACCGAUUUUCUUCGAUUACGAGCGGACUCCGAUGGGGCUGAAGAAGCUGCACAUUGCUUUGGCCGCUUUUGAGACCUACAUGAGCCGCUUGGGAAGUAAGUUUGCCGCUGGAGAUCAUCUCACGAUUGCGGAUUUCCCAUUGGUCACAUCUGUGAUGUGCUUGGAAGGAAUCAAUUUCAACAUCGAUCAAUACCCGCUGGUGAAGGCAUGGUAUGCCAACUUUAAGCAACAAUAUCCCGAGCUAUGGGCCAUUUCCGCUGUGGGAAUGGCGGAAAUUACUGAAUUCGAGAAGAAUCCUCCAGAUCUAUCAGGCAUGGAGCACCCAAUUCAUCCCAUCAAAAAAGUUAAGAAAUGAUUUGUCAAAAAUUUGUGUCAGAAAGUGCCUUAUUUUUACACCAUACUUUAAAAGUAUUUUAAUCCAAUCAAGGAUAUGUGGAAUACGUUUUACGUAAUAAAGGACCAGUGUCUAAAACUU
Messenger RNA from Aedes aegypti (yellow fever mosquito), 980 nucleotides. It is a transcript of the gene gfzf, whose product is annotated as glutathione S-transferase 1. The coding region runs from base 165 to 860 and encodes 231 amino acids. Lineage: Eukaryota; Metazoa; Arthropoda; Insecta; Diptera; Culicidae. The record is from RefSeq and is a predicted model, not a curated record. The transcript is spliced from 3 exons. Gene Ontology annotation, biological process: glutathione metabolic process. Gene Ontology annotation, molecular function: glutathione transferase activity.